AUGCAUAGAGUACAAAAGAGCUACACAGGCGAUCGAGGGUACAAAAUUAGUGCUCGGUCCUGCCUAGACUGUCAUCGGCGCAAGGUCCGUUGUGACCGAGGAGUGCCUUGUGCCCAUUGUUCCAAAGCUGGCUUGACUUGUGUCUAUCCGAAGAAAGAGCAUGAACCAAGGGCUCUUACUUUGCAAAACAUAUCCGAUCGCCUUGUUCAAAUGGAGUCUACCUUGUCCCGUGCUUGCCAGGCUGGGGUAUCUGCUGCCAGUGACUCAGAUCAUCAAGUUCAACCUGGGGUAGAUUCUCCGCCGACUCAAAGCGACAGCAAGACAUGGGAGCUACUACUCAAUGACGGGAAUGUUGUUCAAUACGUGAACAACUCAAAUAUCAAAGACCUCCUUCAAGACACAUCGUCAAUCCAGCCAGGCCCCUCCUUAGGCGUCUCUUCCGGUAUCUUGCAAUGGUAUCCGGAGCCGCAAUUGGCCCUUCAGUUAUGGGCCGUGUAUGUCAAGUCAGUGGACCCAGUACUCAAGAUUCUGCAUAUACCGACCACCCAAUCCGCCGUAAUAUCAACAAUUCUCGACCCCAAAUCGGCGAGGUCGUCUAUGAUUGCGCUGACAUUUGCCAUCUACUAUGCUGCAACCACAGCUUUGAGUCACGAUAACGAGGCUAUUGAGCUCCCACUGGGGCAACCAGUACUGUUGGAACGUUGCAAAACCACGUUGGAUAAGCUUCUCUUGAGCCCAGAAGCCAUGAAGCGACCAGAAAUGGCGCUAUUACAAGCUCUUGCAAUCUACGUUACAUGCUUACGGGUUCACGAAACCGGCCGGAGUGUAUGGAUUUUAAACGGGCUCGCAAUCAGAUUAGCCCAAUCAUUUGGGAUACACCGAGAUGGUGCCUGUCUCCGUCUAAGCCCAUUCGACACAGAGAUGCGUCUCCGCUUGUGGUGGCAUCUAUGCGUGCUCGACUCUCGCGCUCCAGAAGAUCAAGGAUUCGAACUGACCCUCGAUGUGCUCCACCGCGGAUUACGACUCCCCCUGAAUAUAAACGAUGACCAAUUAUUCCCCAGCAUGACUCAACUUCCAGUGGAGUCGGCGGGUUGGACAGAAAUGUCUUUCUUCCUCAUCCAAACCGAUUCAUGUAGAUUACUACAUCCAAUCCUUGGGACUCGGGAACAAAGCUCUGCGCAUGCUCUUUCCGACAUCACAGCAAAAAGAAAGAUGAUUAAAGAGAGGAUUAACUUCAUGUCCUCUAAAUAUGAGACUACUUCUUCCACGGCAAGUCAUCUCUCACGCAUUGCAAUGCAGCAUCUCGCAACCGCAUGCAAGAAAAUGGAAUUCAUGCUCCAACUACGGGAAGAAAUCAGCCUGCAGAAACAGAAUGACUUCCAGGCAACUGAAUCUAAAACAGAAACGCUGAAGCCUUCAUUCAAGCUGGCAUGUGAUUCAAUGGAAUGCAAUUACAUCCUAUUGAAUAACGAAUUCUCUUUAGGAUUCAAGUGGCUCUUCACAACAUAUACCCCGUGGUACGCCCUUGCCUAUGUCCUACGCUGCCUCUGUAACAAUCCUUGUGGACCGAAUACAAAACGUGCAUGGGCAUUAGUCGAGGGAGUUCUCCCGCAUGAAUUAAGCCUGAGUGGUUUCUCGGCGGAGACACAGGGUGAGACUGGACAUGGUAGUAUAUGGAAAUGCCUUGCUUUGCUGCGACGUCAGACUUUGCUGUCAAGGAAUGCACAGCGAACAGUAGUUGGUGAUGACUCGAAUAAUGAUGAUAAUGAGUCUCUAGGGGCUGGACAUGUCGAGAGUCAAGGGACUGAGCUACUUUCUACACAUACGGUGCCAAAUGGAACGUCCCUUCCCGAACUCGGAAUACAUGAGCAAGAUUUCAUUGCUGAUUCAACUCAAAAUAUCUUCUCUACUUGGGAAUUUGGGGAUUCGGGGAUUCCGUUUUUGCCGGAAUGGAAUGCAGUUAUCAAUGGGUCUUUGGCUGAAGAUGAUGUAUUGGAUUUUUGUGAGUAG
Messenger RNA from Penicillium antarcticum, 2010 nucleotides. RefSeq names its product Zn(II)2Cys6 transcription factor. Gene Ontology annotation, biological process: DNA-templated transcription; regulation of DNA-templated transcription. Lineage: Eukaryota; Fungi; Ascomycota; Eurotiomycetes; Eurotiales; Aspergillaceae. Gene Ontology annotation, molecular function: zinc ion binding; DNA-binding transcription factor activity, RNA polymerase II-specific; DNA binding. The transcript has 3 exons. Bases 1 to 2010 code for a protein of 669 amino acids. The record is from RefSeq and is a predicted model, not a curated record.